This is a messenger RNA of Acanthosepion pharaonis, 693 nucleotides long. Lineage: Eukaryota; Metazoa; Mollusca; Cephalopoda; Sepiida; Sepiidae. The record is from the annotation of a GenBank genome assembly.
AUGUCAAUUUGUUUCAAUUUAUUAAUUCUUCCUUUUCCGAUAUUACAAGCGUUAUUAGUAAAUAGCAAAUAUGGAAAAAUAGUGAAAAAAAAACACUCAAUUCAUCUGUGCUUAUAUAUAUUCAUAUCUAUCUCUAUCCCCUUUUGUCUGACUAUCUGUAUAUCUAUAUUUGUCAAUCUAUUUUUGACGAUAAUUUAUCUGUCUUCGUCUAUCAAUGUGUCUAUUCGUCUGUCCUUAUCUAUCUAUCUAUCUGUCUAUCUAUCCUUCUGUCUAUCUAUCUAUCUAUCUAUCUAUCUAUCUGUCUGUCUAUCUAGCUGUCCUUCUGUCUGUCUGUCUAUCUAUCUAGCUGUCCUUCUAUCUAUAUUAAUCUGUCUCUCCCUGUAUCCCUUUUUUGUCUCUCCUCAAUUUAUUAUCAAUUUCUCUUUUUUUCAAUAUGACAAGUGUUAUUAUGCUACACAUGAACAACACUCAACAUCUGUGUUUAUCCCUUUUUUUUUGUUUGUUUCACCCUUUUUCUAUGUAACUCACCCCUUUUUUCUCAGAGAAAAAAAUGGUACAUAUGAAAACACUCAACAUCUGCGAUUAUUCAUAUCUAUCUAUCUAUCCCAUUUUUUUGUUUGUUUCACCCUUUUUCUAUGUAUCUCACCCCUUUUUUCUCAGAGGAAAAAUGGUGAAAUAGAAAAGAAAGGGUGA